CCACCUGAAGCACCGGCCGCACCGCCUGUGGGCCCCGGUGGUUUCUGGGAGUAGGCGACGACCCGUAGUGCGCAUGUGCAGCCCCGCGCCUCCGCUCCCAGGGACCGGAAUCCAGAGGCGACCUCGGCUAAGAGACAAGAUGGUGCCAUGCUGGGCCACAGAGCUUGCCCCAGGUCCCGAAGCAAAGUGGCAGUGCCUGGGCUAGAAGUUCAUCCCUAUCAAUUUUCACUUACGGAAUCUCAGGGCUCAGUAAAGAACGACGAUUGACGGAGUCACACAGCAACUGGUGCGACAGGGACAGGUUUCCGGAAUUCCAGUGUCUUAAUACCAAGCCCUUGUAGCAUUUCUCAGAGAGAACAAAACCAUUGGUCUUGUGUGCUCAGAAGAAAGCUUAGUGGUCAUAAAAUCCAAUACAUACAAAACUUGCAGAUCAACGCACCAAGACCCUGGAGGAAGUGACGGCGGUAACUUGUCCAAAUCUCCAGAGAAAAGGCGACUUGCGGCACCGGCCGGGUGACGGAAGCACCCUGGACCCUGGACUUGACAGACGCAGAAUGAGGACCGAGCCGCCGCAAUGCGCGUGUGCAACUCUGUCCUGGCCUUAUGGCAUCUCCACCAAUCGGAAUCCUGCUUUUUGCCUGGCCCCGCCUUAUUCCCAGACUUCCGGUGUCUCGCUGGCUCCAAAAGAACGUUCAAAGUGGAGGACUCGGCGACUUCCAGAGACUUCUGGGUAUUGUAGUCUCAAAGGUGUAGAGCAACAGGAGGAGCACGUUUGAGUAAAAAGAAACUUGGAAUACAAAUGCCUAAACCAGUGAUGAUUUGGCGGGUUGGAAACACUGGUUAGAUGCUUUCACCCGCUGUUAUUUGUGGGGAAAGCAGGAAGGGAGGAGAAGGAAGGCGGCCGCAGAGGCUUCUGGGAGUUCUGCUUCAGCCGACUGAGCAAGGGCUGGGAGCUGCGACUCCCGCCCCGGAUCCGGAAGUGGUCGCCGAGGCCUCCUGGCAGCCAAUGUGAAUGCGAGAAGUCCCUGAUCCAGGCGUCCCGCUCUCCCCGGCCCCGCUCUCCAGGUCCUACCACGAUGACUGACUCGUUUGCGGCCUUGGGACCGGUUGUAGGGCGCUUGACCGUCACUAGUAGACGUUUCUGAUUGUGUCGCGGUCACCAUGACUUCUGAACAAACAGUGACUCCAUUGCUGAGGAAGGCCAGGGGAAGCCUGUGUGGAAGGAGAGAACCCAGGACUUACAUCCACAUAUCUGCAUACCUAUCCUGUAUAGGCAGGUGCCAGUUAGAUACCAGCCACGGGAAGAGCUUUCUCAGAGACCGAGCACAACAUUCUCCACUAGAUAUGGCUGCAAACUGUGCACCCUCAUGGGGUCAGGGAGAAGCCUGCGACAGCCGUGGGCUGCAGCUGCCACGGUUGGUGGCAUCCUCAGAAACUCCACUCGGAAAUCAUGACCGGGACCCUGAGACUUGUCACAUGAACUUCAGGAUGUUCAGCUGCCCGGAGCAGUCGGACCCCAUCCAGGCUCUGAGGAGACUCACUGAGCUGUGCCACCUGUGGCUGAGGCCCGAUCUCCACACCAAAGAGCAGAUCCUGGACAUGCUGGUGAUGGAGCAGUUCAUGAUCUCCAUGCCACAGGAGCUCCAGGUCUUAGUCAUGAUGAACGGGGUGCGGAGCUGCAAAGAGCUGGAGGACCUGCUGCGGAAUAACAGAAGACCCAAGAAAUGGUCUGUGGUCACCUUUCAGGGAAAGGAAUAUAUCGUGCAGGACUCAGAUGCUGAGAUGGCUGAAGCCCCCGCCAGUGUCAGGGAUGAUCUGAGAGACGUGCCCAGCCAGCGGGCCUCCUCUGUGAAUGACGUGCACUCGGGGGAAGGCCAGGCCAGCCGAGAGCUGCAGACCCUGCCCUGGGUCCCUGCACUGUCCAGGGGGCAGGGAGAGGACUUCCUGCUACAAAAGAGUAUUGUCAUGAAAGGUGACCCAAAGGUUCUGAGACCCAAGCAGAACGUGGAGAAGGAUCUGAAGGAAAACAGCAAAGAGAACCCAGGACUCACAUCUCCAGAGCCUCAGCUUCCACAGGGUCCCACAGAUCUGGUGAGGGCAAAGGAUGGGAAGGAACUGCAAAAAAGAGCCUCUGUGGAGAAUGUGGAUGCUGACACAGCUUCUGCCUGCGCGGUGGACACAGAAGCUUCGACUCACAGUGAGGACAGAGAGUCUCUGAAUCCGAGAGGUCCCAAAAGAAGCAAACCAGACGCCACCUCCAUUUCCCAAGAAGAGCUGCAAGGAGGAGACACACCUGUGGGCAACAGAGAAUCCCCGGGACCAGCUGGGAUGAAUCCAGUUCAUUCCCCAGGCCCUGCGGACGCAGGCAGUCACCCCGCUGGCCAAGAAGCCGUGGCACUGCCACCCUUUGCAUGUGACGUGUGCAGUAAAAGCUUUACAUGCAAUUCCAAGCUGGUCAUCCACAAGAGAUCACACACCGGAGAGAGACUCUUUCAAUGUAAUCUCUGUGGCAAGCGCUUCAUGCAGCUCAUCAGCCUCCAGUUUCACCAGCGAACUCACACCGGCGAGAGGCCCUACACGUGUGACGUCUGCCAGAAGCGGUUCACGCAGAAGUCCUACUUGAAGUGUCACCAGAGAAGCCACACAGGGGAGAAGCCCUACGAAUGUAAAGUCUGCAAGAAAGUUUUCACCUACAGAGGGAGCCUGAAGGAGCACCAGCGAGUCCACUCCGGAGAGAAGCCCUAUAAAUGCUCCAAGUGUCCGAGAGCCUUCAGCCGGCUGAAAUUGUUAAGACGCCACCAGAAGACACAUCCAGAAACCACUUCGCAGUGAUCUCGUAGUCAGGUCUGUGUCUUCUGCACCAAGAAGGAGUGAAUGAUGCUUUUUCUCCAGUGUUGUCAGAUGACACAUGACGGGACAAGGGUGCCUGACACACAGAGAGGGUGCCCUAGAUAGGAAAUCCCAGGGUGUCUGAGUAAAUACGUGUCCUCCCCACUGAGUUUUGUUUUCUGUUUCAUUAUGUCUGUUGUUUUCUUAUAGGUUUAUUCUGCUUUGUAUUGCUGUUCUUUCAAUAAAUGAUUGUCUUACUAGUUUUCAA
Callithrix jacchus (white-tufted-ear marmoset) is the source of this 3097-nucleotide messenger RNA. NCBI's taxonomy places the organism in Eukaryota, Metazoa, Chordata, Mammalia, Primates, Cebidae. The record is from RefSeq and is a predicted model, not a curated record.